CAAACACUUUGAAAAAAGAGAGAGACUUUCCAACCAAUCGAAGCGUCUCUGUGCAACAGAAGCUCAUGUCUGAGACCAGCCCAUUGCAAGCCAUCUGCCAGACCUUCGAGAAAAUCUCGCAGGGCGUUCAAACCCAUCUAUCGCAAUUCGCUAGACUUUCAAAUGAUUCAUUACCCACAAAUCAACGGUCUCUGUUUCGGGUAUCUUCAUCACCAUUCACAGGAAAAGCAUUGAACCCAGAAGACAAGGAUACUAUUCCCCCAUCGAAAGAGAUCUCCAAUGAGGGAAAGUCUGCCGCACCUGUAACUAAAGAAGAGCUUGGCAGGGCCACCUGGACUUUUUUGCAUACUCUUGCUGCUCAGUAUCCAGAUAAGCCAACUAGACAGCAAAAGAAGGAUGUGAAAGAACUGAUGCAGAUAUUAUCUCGGAUUUAUCCUUGCAAGGAUUGCGCAGAUCACUUUAAAGAAAUCCUGAGGGCAAAUCCUGUAGAAGCCGGAUCUCAAGCUGAGUUCUCCCAAUGGUUAUGCCACGUGCACAAUGUUGUUAACCGAAGCCUGGGGAAGGUGGCGUUCCCAUGCGAGCGAGUCGAUGCAAGGUGGGGCAAGUUGGAGUGCCAGCAGCCACAAGCUUGCGAUCUACAAGGCGUCACCACUGCAAUUGCUACUGCUACUACCAGUUGGCCUUUUGGAGACGAAAUGCAUUAGAAGCGGCAGCAGCAGCAGCAACAACCAUUCAUUCAUCAUUCAUGUUUUAUGUUUAUAGUUUCAAUACAAAAGGAAACUAAACGUGGGUUCUUGAUGUUAUCUAAUAAAUUAGUUGUUAUAUUUUAAUUUA
Diospyros lotus (date-plum) is the source of this 834-nucleotide messenger RNA. RefSeq names its product FAD-linked sulfhydryl oxidase ERV1. The coding region runs from base 66 to 704 and encodes 212 amino acids. The transcript has 6 exons. Lineage: Eukaryota; Viridiplantae; Streptophyta; Magnoliopsida; Ericales; Ebenaceae. Gene Ontology annotation, cellular component: mitochondrion. Gene Ontology annotation, molecular function: flavin adenine dinucleotide binding; flavin-dependent sulfhydryl oxidase activity. The record is from RefSeq and is a predicted model, not a curated record.